CACACAAACUAUGGCGGCUGAAGAACAACAUCGCCGAAAGCGAACCUUCUUCUAAAUUACCACCCAAAAACGGACCGUGUAACUUUCGUUGAGAUAUAUGGCACUCGUCAAAAUAUAAAGCUUAGGAAGUAUCUUCCCCAAGGCGAGCCCAAAUCGCACAUCCGUUUAGAGAAGAAGUGUUGACACAAUGCCCUCGCUUGCCAUAACAGUCUCCCUCUCAGAGGUGUUAGAAGUGCAAGGAAAGCCUCUGAGAGAAGAUCAAGUGUGGGGUGUUUUGUGUCAAAGUGCAGAAGCUCUGCAGGACCUCUUUAUCAGAGAUGAGGCAAUUAAGAAUGACCAACCAGCCUUCAUCAUCACCCCAAAGACACUGCUGCUGUGUAAAAGUGGACGUGUCCAGUUUGGGGGGAGGACGAAGCUGACCCAGGGCCGGGACUUUCAGGCCCCAGAAGCCUCACAUAGGCAUUUACUAUCAGACACAGGCAUUGAAAAGAUGUAUAUGUACUCCUUGGGAAAGACUUUACUGACAGCUGCUGGACUUAAUGACCAGAGACUCACGUCCCCUGGCCUGAGCCCUAGUCUUGGACCCUUGCUGACCGCUAUGAGCACAGACAAUCCUUCUUUGAGAAUGGGACUUGUUCACAUACUGGAGGCCUGUGCACUGUACAAUGACAGCCACCCGGGUCACAUGUCAAGCUCACGACAUGUGACACAGCUCUACAACUACAUACUGGGCGAUCCGGAUGAGAUGGAGAAUAUUCAGCCAGGGCAAGAGAAUUUUGUGACUUCAAACAGCCAGUCACACGGCCGUCAGCCCCGGCCUAGGUACAGACAUAAUCGCCAUCAAACUGGAGACAGCAUCAACCACAGACCAACCAGAAAACACAACUCAUGGUCUUCCUCAUUGUCACCCCCACGAUCAAGGUCAAGGUCAAGAUCUAGGUCAAGGUCACGCAGUAGAGGCUCUAGAACAAGAAACCACAGAAAGGGCCAUCAUCAUCAGGGCUUGACGGAAAGACACUCACCUAAUGGUCGCACCAAACGGAGACGGAAUGGGUCGUAUUAUGGAGAUCGGGACAGUUCUAGCUCUUACGGAUCUAGACACAACAGCCGAGACAUCAACCCGUCAGACUAUGGUGGCUCUAGAGGACGGUCCCCUCGUCACUUUUCCAAGAUCACCCAGAAUCCCAAUGAAAACUCUACACUUCUGCCUCCGUCCAGUGUUGGCGAGGCAACCUAUCAGAAAUAUCUCAAACUAAAAGAGCGGCAGCAAAGACUGCGAGCAUUGAGAGCUGACUUGGAAGAUGAGGGUACCACUCCAGACCCUCCUCUGGUGAACUACCCAAGACCCAGGGAUAACUCCUCAGAGACUAGGUCACUGGCCUCAGCAGGUUCCUAUGCUCAGGGUUCCUACUUCCCAGAUAUCCACGCCACAUAUGGCUCUGAGCUGGCGCUACAGAUGGGGCAGGGGCCAGAUAGGGACAGUGUCAUCAGCAGUGAGGCCUCUGGGUCCAUCCAUGAUCAGGGGCCUGUCAGGGCAUCUAAGGAGAGUUUGGAGCCUGAUUACAGUGUCAGGGAUGAUAAUGUGCAUGUUCAGCUGCCUGACCAGCCAAGGGUGAGACCAGUCCACACCCAGAAACCCGUCUCCAGCCACCAUGAGUAUGGCCAGCCCAUAACCUACACAGCGGCGGAACAGGAAGCAAGGGAGUUUUAUGGCCCAGAGUUUGUUGUUCGUAGUUCAGAGCCAAUUGAGCAAUUGACCUUCCCCUUACUUGGUGAGAGCUUGAAGAACCCAUCCAACGCACGUCCGGUGACCAUUGUGUUGCUGACAGGUCAAAGGUUAGGGGUGAUGUGUGACCCAAGCACCACAGCCCAGCUUCUCUGUGACUCUGUCAUCACACACCUUGGUCUGGCUGAACACCAGUACUUUGGUCUCACCUACAUCAAUGACGGAGAACAUUUCUUCAUGGAGGGUGAUACUAAGUUACAUAAAGUUUCCCCUGAAGGCUGGAAGGGAGAUGGGAAAGGACAGUCAUCCAACAUCAUGUUCACAGUCUACCUUAGGGUCAAGUUCUACCCAGACAACAUAAGUCGUUUCAAGAGUGCUGCCACCAAACAACUCCUUUACCUACAGUUACGGCGGGAUAUUCUUGAGGAGAGACUGAAGUGUAACUAUGACCAGGCCUCCCAGCUGGCUGGUCUCGCUCUACAAGCCGAGUAUGGCAAUUAUGAUGAACAGGUGCUUGGCACGUCCUACUUCAACCCAGAGUAUUUCUUCUCUCCUCAUAUCGUGCGUCGUGUCGGCGUUGGUUACAUACGUGACAACAUCCCAGAGAUACAUGCUGUGUUCAGAGGUCUGACAGAGACCCAGGCCAAGAUGGAGUUUAUAAAGACAGCACAGAAGUUACCUGAGUAUGGCAUCCACUUCUACAAGUUGUUUAAGGACAAGGCCGACACCAGCAGCCUGGUGUACAUUGGGAUAGGUUGUAAAGUGUUGACUGUGGCAGAGAUCAGGGGAGAGCACCGUGAGAUAUCUCAGCAAUACUUGUGGAAUAAGACACACAAGGUGUCCUUCAACAGGAGACGCUUCAGUGCUCAGCCAAAAGCCGACCCAGGACAACCCAAACCUCCUAAACUGAACUUCUACACCACCAGCUACAGGAAAGGGCGCUACUUGCUACAGUUUGUGACUGCCCAGCACAGGUUCCAGAUGAUGCUGGCUAGACAGGCAGCAGGAAAACGGGGAACUAAUGCUUCAGGUGUAGAUGGAGGUCCCCUGCAGGAUGUGGGCUUGGGUAAUCAUGGAGAUGUGGAGGGGGAAAUGCUGACCUAUGAAGACGGGCUGGAAGAGGAGAACUAUGGAGAGAUGCCUGUGGAUAGCAUGGAUAACUUAGAGGAUGAGAACAAGGAGUUUGCAGAGGUCUACCUGAGGUCACAUGGACUGUCUGAUCCCCCAGUGGAAUACCGCAACCCGCCACUGUAUAAAUUCAGAAGGCAUGAACCCUCUAGUCAAAGCAGAUUUAGAAAACACAUUUUAAAAGAAAAGAAUCUGCAGAAUUCUAAGCCUGCUGCCGGCGCCCCAUCUGCUAACAAACCUGCUGAAGUGGCGGAGGUUCCCACGACGUCUAACACAACUACAAACAGCCCAGAAGCUGUUGUUUUAGGCGCAAGUAUCCGUUCUACGGAUCAAACGCUGCUACCAACCUUUAGUGGAACUCUUAGUGAAACAUUAGAGCAGCGCUUCAGCGACCUUUUCUCCCCAGAGUCAGAAGACAGGCAUGUUUUUGAGGUGACUCUGAGGAGAGAGAGUCCGCAUGGAGUUGGCAUCACCAUUGUGGGUGGGGAGACCACGGGUAGACUCGACCUGGGUAUCUUUAUUAAAUCGGUCACCCCAGGGGGGCCAGCUGACCGCGACGGCCGCAUUCAGCCAGGGGACAGACUCAUUGCUAUCAAUGACCAGAGUUUAGAGGGCAUGCAGCAUCAUGUGGCCGUACAGCUGAUCAGGAAUGCCACAGAACAGGUUAAGCUGCUCAUAUCACAAGUCAGGCCACCUAACUACAUGCCCACCAACAGGACCUCUUCACAGCCUCAAUCUCGUUUGCCUAACAACGGUAUUCAAAAUGGAGAACAUCAAAUCUUGUCCCCAGGAAAUAGAACACAUCCCUUUCUCCCCUCCAACACUGAAGAUGCCAGUAAGGUAGAUUUUCAAGAUGUCCCUCAUGGUCAGUCUGAAGCUACUCUGAAGUCAUUUAAUUCACCUCAGUCACAUAGUGAGACAGUAGGUAAUACAGGAAACGAUGGCCACACCUCAGCUGAAGAUAACGGUGCAGACUACAGCAGCGACUUCUUCCAACCAGACAAGUCGUACAACAUGGAAAUUUCGUUUGGACAUCCUUAUGCAAGACCACCUCAUCAGCGUCCCCCUCACAUGCAACUUGACCUUGGUGACCUUGAAGCGUCACGAUUGUCACACCCAAGUUUCAUCUCACAGAACUCUCUGGAUGCUGAAUUACAGCUGCUUGGAAUAGACCCCAAUGGUGAAGAGCUGAUAGAAUCCUCCACAGACUCUGACUUUGAUGAGGUUCUUGAUGCAGCCAUCACCCUGAAGGACAGCCCAGGGAGGCCCAGGAUUUGUGCAGAGGAUCUGGCCUUGCCACCAUUUAAUGACAAUGCAAACCCAGAAACAUACAAAGUGGAAUUAGUGAAGAGAGACAAUGCACUGGGAUUUAGUAUUGGGCCUGGCCCCGUGUCUUCACCAUAUGGAAAACAGGGUUUGUUUGUGACAGAAAUAGCCCCAGAUGGUCCUGCUGCAGAACUGGGCACCAUCAGCCUAGGUGAUCGUGUCCUAGAGGUGAAUGGUGUUGGGGUGUCACGCCUCACUGAUCAGGAGACCAUACAGCUCCUAUCUUCAUUACCUGACAGGUGUCUCUUCCUCCUGCAGAGACACGAGGGCUACGUGGAGACUGCCUCUGUGUCCAUCCAGGUUACCACGGAAACCGAAGAGGAGAGAAGGAGAAAGGCAGCCAUUAUUGAGUUUGAAAGUGAAUCUAGUCCAUACAGCUCCCUCUAUCCUGGCUUCUCCAACAUCUUUAAGGUAGAACUGGACAAGGGCAGCAGUGGCUUUGGUUUCAGUAUUCAGUGCUCUGAGAAAGACCAGCCCUCUUCAGGAGUGAUCCAGAUAAAGAAGAUCUUCCCUUCAGGACCUGCGGCAGCCUCAGUCAAACUGCAGGAAGGGGACAUAAUCCUGGAAGUCAACAAUCAGUGCCUUGUUGGACUCACCCAAGCUGAAGCUGUGAGUGUGCUGAGGAAGUGUCCAAGUCAUGUGGUCAUGAUUAUCAGUAGAUGUAACCCGAGUCAGGUGCCCAACAAUAUAACCAGGCCUAUAUCUGUGGUCAGUGAUGACUCUCUGGAUAUAUCCACCUUGUCCGUGACAUCCCCGCAGACUCCCCAUGGCAGGGAUGAGGAUACAGACUCUGCCCUCUCCCUUACGCUGGUCAGCCAGGUUCUGCCAGAAGAGAGCAGCACCCCUGUACCACAGCUGACAGACAGCAGCAGUAUGACUGGGCAGGACUUGCAGGACAACCAUGGUGACACGCUUGUGUCAAAUAUCCCAGCAGGAAGCAGCACUCCCCUGCCACAGUUUUCAGGGAUGACUACCGCACCUUUCCCACACCUAUCCAAUCAAGGUAACAACAGUACACCGUUAUCAGAAUCAGUGACCAGAAGCAACAUCGUUGUUCCUAACCCAUCUGAAAACGUCAUACAGGCAGAACCCCAGGAUGGUGACCUGACGGAUGUGUGGACAGGAGAUGAAGAUACGCCAGACAGCACACGCUCGGAGGUAGAGCGCAUCAACAGCGGCAUGUACCUGAUGGGACUGUCUGACAUUCCUGCGUCUGACACAGAUGAGAUAGCCUCAGAGGGAUGGGACCAAGGGGAAAGUCCAGGGGAGGAAAGUGUCUCUCUGUCCUCAGAACCCACCAGUGUUAUUACCUUUAGAUCCCGAGGCUCUGAGGCUCCCGAGAGUGGACUUGGCCCGUCCCCAACAUCUGAUCCCAAUAGUGGAAGUGGCAAAAGUGAUGUUAAAGGAGUUGAGGGCAAAAAGGACUUGUUCCAAGAAAGUGAUGGCAUUGGACAGUUGCUGGAGGUUACACUGGAGAAAGUUGCUGGAGGAGGACUGGGUUUUACUCUGGCUGGAGGUGCUGACACCACUGGGCUCUGUUACAUUAAGGGUAUUGCGCAGGACCCAGCACUUUCUGAUGGAACACUUCGGCCAGGAGACAGACUCAUCAAGGUAAAUGGCACAGACAUGACACAGAUGACCCAUUUCGAGGCAGUGACUUUUUUACGCCAAGCGCCAUCUGUUGUCACCAUUGUGGUGCGACGAGACAAGGGGGAAAACUCCAAUUCUUUGUCUUCUCAGUCAUCCAGUCCACCUCAGGUGAAGGGGAAGCAGGAGUCUUUGCCUAACACCAGUGAGUCUAGAUCAGAGAGUGUGGAGCCAGGUGCCCAUGUCGGCAGCCCAGACAAGACUGUCACAGACAUAAUACAGUCAUUCCAGUCCUCCAAAGUUUUGAUUAAACCCAAAGAUUACAGUACAAGACCUUCCAGUCCAACCCUUACUAUAGAACAAGUCAACUCUGACACAGAGAGUCAACAGAUGUCAUUACCAGAACUGCAGCAAGGUGCUAAAGUUAUCCGAGUUCAAAUGAACAAACCAGAGUCUGGAGGAAUAGGUUUCAGCUUGAUUACCGUGGAAACGGGUAACUACAGCAGCGUGUUUGUCAAGUCAAUAACUGCAGGAAGUGUGUCAGAUGGGAAACUUCAGGCUGGAGACAAGCUCCUACAGAUAAAUGGGGAGUCUGUGGUUGGGAUGAACCAGAGUAAAGUGGCAGCAAUUCUGAGAAAGUGCCAGCCCGGUAUUGUCCUGCUAACUGUGGCCAGGUCUGCUGUAAAAUCCAAAGAUACUGAUUUGUCUUCCAUUAAUCACCAUAAAGAUUUAGACAUUAAACCAGCUUCACAACCACCCACAAAACCGCCAAGAAAGAACCCUCCAUCUGGACCUUCAACCAAACCUCUGCCUUUAGUUGACCAAUCAAAUUCAAACCUUUGGGACACAGAGCUCACUGAUGACUGGUUGUCAAAGUUGAGACUGCUGAACACACCUAGUGAGGGUCUCUACCAAGGGGUCCAGCUGGAGAAGAUCAUUGAAGAAUUGGAGGGCAAACUUGAGCUGGAUGAACCACAAGAUGAAUAUAAGGAACUGAAGCAUGUGAAGCCCACCGAUGACUGCUCUGUGGCCAGACUGCCCGCUAACAAACCAAAGAACAGAUACAGAAAUGUGCUUCCGUAUGACACAAAUCGUGUGGUUCUUGAUGCUUCUGAGGACUACAUCAAUGCCAGUGAUAUUCAGAUCAGUGUAGGACAGAGGUGCCUCCAUUACAUCGCUUCUCAAGGCCCUUUACCUAACACAACACACGAUUUCUGGCUCAUGGUGUGGCAACAAAAGGUCAAGGUCAUUGCCAUGGUAACCUUGGAUAUGGAGGCUGAUAAAAUAAAAUGUCAUCGCUAUUGGCCGGAAAGCACAGAACCUCUGGAAAUCCAGAACAGGUACACAAUCCAGCUGAAGUCUGAAGAGAAACUUCAUAACUUUAAUGUAAGGAAGAUUGUGAUGGAGGACAGAGUAACAGGAGAGUGUCUGUAUAUCCAUCACCUGAAUUACACCAGCUGGCCGGAUCAUGGAGUGCCACUGUUAGCUUUCCCUCUACUCCAGUUUAUCCGUGUGAUGGAGCUGGUUAGUGGAGAUGGUCCAAUACUGGUCCAUUGCAGUGCUGGUAUAGGUAGAACAGGUGCUCUCAUCACCACACAUCUCAUCCUCAAUCACAUACAACAGAAUCUACCGUUUUCCAUCAUAGACAUUGUGAGUAAUCUGAGAAAGCAGAGACAAGGCAUGAUUCAAACUAAAGAUCAGUAUGUGUUAUGCUUCCGGGCGUCAUUGGAAGUUCUUCACAGUCUGAGGUGAUAGUCCCUGCCAAGGAGCUUCUGAUUUAAAGUCUUGAGGAAUCUCUAGUCAUUUUUCACACUUGUUCAAGUUUUUUAUUAUUAUUAUUUUAUAUGUAUGUAAAUUGUAAUUUAGCAACUUAAUUUGAAACUGAAGUACCUUCUCAUCAAUCAACACAGCCAUUAAGAGCUCUCCAUGGCGUGUUUAAAGUCUGCUCCAAUGCUGUCUCGACUCCACAAACUUGUCAUGGUCAGAGGCAUUGUGGGAAUCAUUUCGAAUUCUGCACCCACAACACAACUCAGUACACUACAUAGAAUACAGCAAACACUUACAUUGCGGCACAUGUCAACACACAAUGAAUUGUCCACACUCACUCCCAAACUUACCUGAAGUAUUUUGCACCUAUGUACUUUUGUUCUUGGACUAAUUGUCAUAAACUUGUCUUGAUAUUUAGCAUAAAAGAAAUUGUAAAAUCUACACAAAGGCUACUUUUUUGUUAGCAUUAUCCAAUAUUUUAAUGAAAUGUCUCUCUUCUUUUUGUGUCAAAGGUUGACAGAAAGUCAUUGUAUGAGAAAGUCAUCUUUUGAGUGACAGUAAAAUGCAGUACUUUGAAGUGACAAAGUGACAUAGAUUUUAUAUGUUACAUUUAAAUUAAGUAUUUAAGUACUUAAUACAUGUAGUACAUGAGAUGUUUUUAAAUUUGCCUAUAAUUUAGUUGUUUCUGAUUGCAAAUAUGUUUCUCACUUUUACAAGGCUUUGAAAGAUUUUAUAACUUUAUAUCUGUGUACACGUAUGUUUAGCCUUAUUACAAAACGUGUAGGGUUUUACAGCGCAUAAUUGAUGUUGUUUGCAGUUUAUUUGCAAUUAUUUUUUAUUAGGUCUAUUCUUUGAUUUUGAAAAUCCCUGUGUAUAUCAAGCCAUAAUGUCUGGCGCAAUAUUGUUUUUAUCUGUGUUAGUAUAUAUCUCCAGUAUGUAAUCUUUGGAGUAUUACUUGUGUGGAAAGGCUAUUUAUGAUUGAAUCUAGUCUUAUGUUGCAGUUGUCCUUACAAGCCAGUCUUUCCAUAGCUACACUUUUGUAACACUUUCUAAUAGGGCUGACUUUCAAUCUUUUUUUACAUCAUGUUGAUUGCAGAAUGAAAAACUACUUGUUCACAUAACUUCAUGUUGAUAUGAUACGCUGUAAUAUUCAAAUCUGUUGUUACAUGUAUGAUGUAUUUUCCUUUGAUAUGACAGAAAAUAUUCCUUUUCUUCACAGUUCCAGAGUGAUAAGUAAGAACCAAUGAGCCCUAGGCAAAUUUGUCUGUGGAUUGUUCAAAUAUGUAAUAUUGUCAAAUCCAACAAAAUGAUAAUUUAAUUUUUCAUCAUUAUACAACUGAUCAAAACGCCUGGAAAUCUUCCUUUUCUUCAGAUAUUACUUCUUGUCAGUGUGUUGAGGUUACUUUUUUUAGCUCUUUUACAUGUGUAUAAUACCAAAUACACUGUGCUUGUCUGCCUCAUUCCAUGUAUGGAUGACAUUGCUUAUGGAAGAUACGUUGUAUGUGAAUGUUAGCUUAAGUUCCACAACGCUCUCUCUGUAAUCUCAAGGGCUGGCUUAGUAGCGCUUUACUUUUCUUGGACUGAGUUUAAAGUUGAUGACAACAUUUGUUGGGAUCGGGUUUAACAAUGUUUUUUUCAUCCUCGCAUGUAUUGACUAAGUUUUCAAAUCGACUUUCUUGAAAUGCACUUUAUUUAGGGAGUGAAGGAUUUCACUUUGGCCUACAGUGCCCUAUCGUUAAAUGAUAUUAUGAGGUUUCCUUUUAUUCUGUAGUUUGGCAUCUAUUCAAGGGUAUGAGUCAGCUGCACAUUGGCAGUAUUUAUUACACAUUUACACACUUCUAUACACAAUGAUAAUAAAAUACACUCAAACAUU
Liolophura sinensis is the source of this 9407-nucleotide messenger RNA. RefSeq names its product tyrosine-protein phosphatase non-receptor type 13-like. The record is from RefSeq and is a predicted model, not a curated record. Bases 188 to 7519 code for a protein of 2443 amino acids. Gene Ontology annotation, cellular component: cytoskeleton. Gene Ontology annotation, biological process: protein dephosphorylation. Gene Ontology annotation, molecular function: protein tyrosine phosphatase activity; protein binding. The transcript has 41 exons. NCBI's taxonomy places the organism in Eukaryota, Metazoa, Mollusca, Polyplacophora, Chitonida, Chitonidae.